Messenger RNA from Symbiodinium natans, 621 nucleotides. Lineage: Eukaryota; Dinophyceae; Suessiales; Symbiodiniaceae. The record is from the annotation of a GenBank genome assembly.
AUGGGUUCCCAGCGACACCCACUUUGCCUGACUCCUACCACAAACUACUAUUUGCUGAAAGACUUCCUCUACCGUGAGCUCUGCCGGGAGUCGUGGUCCCCGCUGCUGAUGAAUCACGACUUCUUACACGGCCUCCAACUGCGCUACGCGGUCUUCUACACAGAGCUCUGCGUGGAAUGCAUCAGCGACUGGAAUCUGGCGCCCCAGGAGGUUCUGUUCUCCUCUGGGCGGAAGUGCUCCAACAUGCUCUUCGUGGCGAGCGGGGAAGUCUUUUACAGUACUUCUUCUUCAUCGACGCGUCGAACGGCAGAGCAGCCAAUACACGGGAAGGACUUCCACACAGUGAUGCCCAGUGACGAUCUCCAGUUGAUCGAUCAGACCUUGGGACCAGGAGAUUGGUUGUGCGAGCAAUGCCUCUGGACUCCCUGGCACUACCGUGGCAGAGCAGAAUCCCUUGCAGGAGCGACGAUGCUUUGCCUGAGCGAUGACAAGCUUCAGAAGGCCGCGUCCGUCCACAAGGAGGUCGCCACUGAGCUUGUCGUCUAUGCCCGACUGUUUGUGUCUGCGCUCAAUGCAGCACUUAGCGACGGAUUGUCGGAUUUGCCCAUCGUCCUUCCGUAA